Molecule: messenger RNA, 1553 nt
Organism: Ictalurus punctatus (channel catfish)
Lineage: Eukaryota; Metazoa; Chordata; Actinopteri; Siluriformes; Ictaluridae
Gene: mettl4
Product: methyltransferase 4, N6-adenosine
Exons: 8
Coding region: 99-1463 (454 amino acids)
Cellular component (GO): nucleus; cytosol; RNA N6-methyladenosine methyltransferase complex
Molecular function (GO): site-specific DNA-methyltransferase (adenine-specific) activity; nucleic acid binding; RNA methyltransferase activity
Source: RefSeq, a predicted model, not a curated record
GUGGGGUAAGUGCUUAUGUACACAUCCUCAGCACUCGCGCUUCAGGUGUAGCAUGAUGCUAAAGCGCGACACUAGAAAACAGUUCUGACGUCAUUUUAAUGUUAACGUUUUUAUCUAAUCGCGAUCUAGAGAUGUCUGUCCUGCUAUCAAACGAGCGUGGUUGGCUGUUGGACGCAUGUUCUUUCAUUAACGAAGGAUUUCGGCGGUGCUACAGCUUAAACAAGGGUUACUUCCGGUGCUGUUUCAAGAAGCAGUACUUUGAUAUACUGAAGCCUCAUAUAGUGAGUAAGUCCAGGAGUGCUUGUAUGAUGGGUGCUGUACCAAACACAGAGAGCCAUGCGGCUGAGGAUAACAAAAUCGAGCUAAAGACACGAAAGAAAAGGAAGCGUAAACGAAGUGAGAUGAAUCAAGGGGAGUUAGAUGCUGAAGUAUACCAUAAAAAGGUCAGGUGGUUGGUUCUGGAGGGCACUCGGUCUCUUCUGGAAACUGGGCAUCACUGUGGUUAUCUGACAGAAGAUUUACAUACAGUGCCAGCUAAACAAAUGCCUGGUCAUGAAUGCCAGAUGGCUGCACUAUGUGACAUGGCCAAGCAGCUGCCUAAAAUGGAGAAUUCUGAUGCCCCACAUGUGCAGGCUGUUAAUGGCCAUCCAGAUAUGGAUGCACACCUCGACCUGUUCUCAUGCCUCACAGAAAACCCAGAUGACAUUGCCCGUGAGGUAACGCUAAUGGGGGAGACGUAUUUCCUGCCUCCUCGCAGCCGUUUCUUGUUGUCUGACAUCACACGUUUACAACCCCUUAUUCGCAGCGAAGACAAAUAUGACCUAAUAGUUCUUGAUCCACCCUGGGAAAAUAAAUCUGUGAAAAGAAGCAGUAGGUACAGUUUUCUGCCAUCCUCCCAGCUCAAACAACUUCCUGUGCCAGUGUUGAGUGCAGCAGGAUGUGUGGUUGUUAUUUGGGUAACCAACCGUCCCCGCCAUCUCCGGUUCGUCAAGGAGGAACUUUAUCCUCACUGGGGAGUGAAGCUGCUUGCAGAGUGGCUCUGGGUGAAGGUGACCCGAAAAGGGGAGGUAGUUUUCCCCCUGGAUUCUCCACACAAGAAGCCUUACGAAGUGUUAUUACUUGGAAGGUUCUCUGCUAACAGUUACAGCACAACUGGAGCUGAAGCGUGUGAGAUCCCAGAUCAACGGCUCAUAAUUAGCAUUCCCUCAGCACUGCACUCUCAGAAGCCAGCUCUAUCAGCUGUGUUGAAGCCAUACAUUAGGCCUAAUGCUAAGUGUCUGGAAAUGUUUGCUCGAAGUCUCCAGACUGAUUGGACAAGCUGGGGAAACGAGGUCCUCAAAUUCCAGCACCACAGCUAUUUUACCACAGAUAGUGCGGAGUGUGCACGUGACACAUUUACUGAGACUACAGAUGCAGAUCAACAGGUAGACACAAGAGUAAUGGACAAAUCUGCCUGUCUGUGAACCUAAGAACAAUUUUAGAAAUAUAAACCACUUAAUAUUUAUUUUUAGAAAUGGAAAACAGCAUUGAUAUUAAACAAUUUUUGUACAGUA